Molecule: messenger RNA, 785 nt
Organism: Chenopodium quinoa (quinoa)
Lineage: Eukaryota; Viridiplantae; Streptophyta; Magnoliopsida; Caryophyllales; Amaranthaceae
Product: gibberellin-regulated protein 6-like
Exons: 3
Coding region: 96-383 (95 amino acids)
Source: RefSeq, a predicted model, not a curated record
CAUUCCACAUUAAGUGAGCUCAAAUACUUUAGUUAAUUUUUUUUCAAAACUCCCUCAAAAACUUCCCUUCCUAAGUUUGAAGCAAAAAGGGCAGUAUGAAGGCCCUUUCUAUGCUUUUGGCUCUCCUUGUUCUUUCCAUGCUUGCCACUGAGGCUUUCGCAAGGCAUUACCAAUACGGAAAUGGGAGUUUGAAGCUUUACCAAUGCCCGAAGCGAUGUAAGAAAAGGUGCUCAAAAGCUCGAAAAACCGAGGAAUGCAAGUUCUUUUGCAAUAAGUGUUGCCGAACAUGCCUUUGUGUUCCACCAGGUACCUUUGGUUACAAAUAUCUCUGCCCUUGCUACAACAACUGGAAGACCAAGAGGGGAGGCCCCAAGUGCCCUUAAUUACCUUCACGUUCUUCUUAAUAGUAAUAAAUUCCUACUCUUUAGUUUUGAAGGCCGGAAAACGAGAUUGAAAUCUACUUAGUAGGUAAUCUAUAUAAUGCCCUAAUGGGCGGACUACGUAGGGUAUUUCCAAGAUGAAGGACGUACAAAUUCUAUCAUCUACUACUAAGUUCUUUAGUAUACUAAAAUAUGUAUGUGUGCAACUUUUUUUUUUUUUUUUUUUUUAUUUGUCGUUGUGUUACGUGUUAUUACUUCACUGGCUGAUUAAUCCGAUGCUCCAUUUUGGGGUCUAUAUUUGUAAACCCCACAAUCGAGAGCGUGAUUGGACGACUAUAAUUUUUGGCCAUUUUGUAUUCUGUUUGAAUUUAUAUAAUUUUAAACAUUGCUUAUCAUUCAAUUCAA